Molecule: messenger RNA, 630 nt
Organism: Lotus japonicus
Lineage: Eukaryota; Viridiplantae; Streptophyta; Magnoliopsida; Fabales; Fabaceae
Exons: 1
Coding region: 1-630 (209 amino acids)
Source: RefSeq, a predicted model, not a curated record
AUGAGUUGUGAGCAACGUGGUGGUGUCUUUGCUCCUGCUCGAGCUCGCAUGUUUACACAGAACAUGAAUGCUUGUAAUCUUCUUGAUCUUGGAUCCUCAGGUUUUGGCUUUACUUGGACGCGAUGUAACCAGGGCCACCCGUUACUUCAAAAGCGGUUGGAUAGGGGGUUUGAAAACCUUGCUUGGCGCGCUCAUUUUCCGGAAUGGACUGUGGAGGUUCUCCGUCGGUAUCAUUCGGACCACAGUCCAAUUCUCUUGAGAUGCGGGAAAAAGCCAGAGAACUUGGGCCUUCGUCCUUUUAGGUUUGAGGCGGCAUGGGUUGACCACCCCUUGUAUAAUUCUAUUGUCCAGACCGCGUGGGGAAGAAGGGAGUUUGGCGUGGUGCAGAAUUUGCAGGACGUGAGGGAUGACUCCUUGGAGUUUAACCGGCGUAUUUUUUGCAAUAUCUUUAGUAGAAAGCGGCACAUUGAACAGAGAAUCACUUAUCUUCAACAGCGUCUGGAGCUUGUGGAUUCUUUCGUCUUACUCUCUCAGCUUCAACAGGCUAGGGAGGAGCUGGAUAGUAUUUUUCUUAAGGUUCUCGCUCAAGUCCCUGCGGAGAUAAAGUCUAACUUUAUCGAGUUUCCGUAA